AUUCUUCCUCCACCAGUGUUUAUCUGCUGCAGUACAAAAAUAUUCCCUGGAAUAAUCGGAGUUUCCAUCGGCGAUGAUGUGAUGACAGAGACACAAACAGCCCCUCCUUGAAUUUUUGAGCUGCCUGCAGGUUUUGUGUUUUUAUUUGGGUCUUUGAAGUGGGAACCACACCCAAAACGCAGGAUGGGGCCCAUCAGUUUGUUUUGUUUUUUUCUGUAUCUGCCAGCUUGUAUCUGCCUCUUCCACCUAACAGUAAAUUUGCUCAAUGGCCUGAAGCGUCUCUAACCCACACUGGAUCCCAGUGUCCCUGAACGCAGCACUGAGCCUCCUCCUGUCACAGACCUGUGUUCAGAAUCAUGGGGAACAGUAAAACCUCUGCGCUGCUCUCUCUCAUCGGUUCUCUGUUCCUGCUGUUUUGGCCGCAUGUUCUUACCAAGAGCGUCUCACCCAGACUGCAAACUGGAGACAGCACUUCUCUAUCUGCAGGGCAGGGAGGACAGCGCCCUCAUGUGGUGAAGCGGUCAACACAGAGCUGCGACAGCGCUUAUGACCACUACUGUCUGAACAAAGGCCAGUGCAUGUUUCUGGUUGACAUCAAUGAGCACCACUGCAAUUGUGAAAAGGGUUUUCACGGCCUCAGGUGUGCCAGUCUGGAGCUUGUCAUUCAGCCAAUGGGAGAAGAGCAGAUAAUUGUGACUGUCUUCUGUGUCAGUCUGCUAAUCAUAGGUCUGACCGGAGCUCUGUACUUCUGCUGUAAAUGGUAUAAGAAAAACAGAGGCUCACAAAGGAGUCCAGACUGUUCGGAGCGUCUGUCACACAAGAGACACUCCACGUCUCUUUCCACGGAAAUGGCAAAGCAGGAUAUUACAAAUUUUUCUAAGUGACAGUUUGGCGUUAGCUGAUAUGCAACUUUACUGGAUUGUGCACAUAUCUUAUACGUCACUUGGCUUUGGAUCAUUUUAUCAAGCAGGCAGAUCGAGAGAUUAAAACCUCAGUGAGACAAGAAACAGCUUUGUGUGUUGAGCAAUUGUUGUUUCCAGCUCCACAGGUUCUAAUGUUUCAGGGCCUGCAUAGUGAGACACAAAAAAAACUGUUUCCACCCAUUAUGAUGCCGGGUCAUGAAUAAGAGUGAGACCAAUUUCGAUUGUUGAAUUUUUCAGGUCCUGUGACAUGAUCCAUGGUUUCCGGGAAUUUAAUCCUGCGUCUCUAAAACAUUCAGUAAAUUUCCCCAUGUGUCUUUUCAGCUUCCCACGUCCCCCAACAAAGUUUUGCUCAAUAUUUCUGAAUAAAGCUCGGACUGAUCUUUAGAGUAGAAACUCUUUCUCUCAAACGUUUCUCAUAAAUAUUACGUAUGUUAAUAGAUUUUCAUUUUGGAGGUUCAGUAAGGUGGCAGAAAAAAUGUGUUUCAGAUGCAUUUAAAAUACCAGAGUACAGAGUUACACUUUUUUUUAUAACUUGGUUUAACUUUUAUGUAUUCUACUUUUAGCUGUAACAAACAUUUUUAACUGCCGUUAAAUUGGCCAUUGACUGUUUCAGAUGUAUUAUUUUAAUCUUUAUUUCGAAAAAAGUUUUCUCAUUUUGAUAAUUUAUUAUAGAGUAUUGAUGUAAACACUAGACUAUUUUCUAUUACUGCUGAAACAGUGAAAACAUGAAGUAUAUUAGUUUUUUUUUUCGGUUACAGCCGAAAGUCUUUAGUUUUCACAUUUUUCUUCCAUGUGAUCAAUAGUUUGAAAAUAUCUCAUGAAAAACCAAGGUCCACACAGAUAAUCACCAAAACUGAACGAUGACAGUAACUUUUCCCAUGACAUUUUUGCAAUUGCAGUAUCAGCUGUACGUGUACCAGAAAAACAUGUUGAAUAAGUGAAUUAAAGCCAAUGCAUUUAAAAUGUA
Messenger RNA from Pleuronectes platessa (European plaice), 1890 nucleotides. RefSeq names its product proepiregulin. Gene Ontology annotation, biological process: epidermal growth factor receptor signaling pathway; positive regulation of cell population proliferation; positive regulation of mitotic nuclear division. The record is from RefSeq and is a predicted model, not a curated record. The coding region runs from base 357 to 884 and encodes 175 amino acids. The transcript is spliced from 5 exons. NCBI's taxonomy places the organism in Eukaryota, Metazoa, Chordata, Actinopteri, Pleuronectiformes, Pleuronectidae.